AACUUUAGUUCUGUUUCACACUUGCUGCAAUGGAGAUUUUCAUCUUCAUCAUUUUUCUUCUCAUUACGGAGGUUCAGUCUUACAAUGCUCCUACUGUUCGUGUUUCUUCAGAUGUCAUUAGUGAGUUCAGCUCAGUGAAGAUCAGCUGUGAGACGCCAGCAGGUGUUACAGUUAAUCAGUGUUAUUUCACAAUAAACAGAGAAGUGAAGAAUAUAAAAGUCAGUCCAUCAUGUGAACUGGAGUUUACUGGUGAUGGCUUGCUCAUAUGGGCAGGUGGAAAAUCACCUCAAUCAGUCGACAUUAACUGUUACUACACAACAAAUGAGAGAGGGAUUAAUGAACCAUCAUCUCAUUCUGCUGCUGCCACAGUGACUGUUCUAGGUCUUCCUCAGGCCAGAUUGUCAGCGUCUGCUUCAGUUCUUCAGGAAACAGACACAGUUGAGCUGAACUGUGAGAAUACUGAAGAUCUGAAGAUGGAGAUGUGUUUCUUCAACAAAUAUGGAAGAGAAAGUAACUCAAAAGUGAGCUCUUCAUGUCAGCUCUCACUCACUGCAUCUCAGAUCAGGGAUUGGUCUGGAGAUCAGAGUUCAUCAGUGAACAUAACCUGCUUCUACACAGUGAAGAAGGGACAAAAUCAAACACCAUCUCCUCACUCUGAUCCAGUGACAGUAACAGUCCAGACUUCAACACCAACCACCACAGCAUAUACUACUGCAACAGCCAUAAAAACAACAACGUUAACUGUAACUUCAACUCCUGCAACCACAGAAAACACAGAAGCUGACUUGCAAUCACAGACAGAUUCCACGAUACAAACCACAGUUUCAACAGAAAAUUCCACUCCAAAAGCUUCACAAACAGACACAGAAUCAUCAACAUCGGCUGUCAUUUCUACAACUUCAAUUCCAACGACCGUCAGAGCUGAUGUUUCUAAUGUUCAGACUUUCACAGCUCAGAAAGACCAACCCGUAUCCAGAUAUAAAGUUAUAUGGCUUGUAGUGUUGAUUUGUACAGGCGUUGGUGUCAUUUUAUCUGGAUUGCUGGGAAUCAUCUGUGUGUGCUGGUUUGCAAGGAAAAGAAGAAGAAAAUGCAAUAACAGGAAAUCCACAAACCCAGAUGUGUCCAGUCAAGGAAUUGGUGUGAGUUGUUCUGGACCACCAGAGUUAUAUUCUCUAAUCACUUCUGCACCAGCCACGUCUCAACCUGUUUUUGAGGAUUUAAGUCAGCACAACACAGACCCUAGAGACACGGUCAUGACUUCUGUAAACCCAAUGUACCAGUGCUCAGAUGUUUCAGUCAAUAAAAAACAACGGGGAAAUAUAGAGCAAAGUGAGGAUGUUUACCACCUGUACUGCACCAUCCCUGAGAAACCAGUGCAGUCCAGCACUGGAGAUAAAGAAUACAGUUUGAUCCAGAUGCACCAAUGAGCCUCAAAACUUGUUUCAUUGUGUACAGAUUAUCAGCUGUACAGUACAUGAGAAAGCUUUACUUACAAACAGAUUUUGAUUUUGGUUAUAAUGGUUAACCAGAAAAUGGUUUCGUCUGCAGACGAUAACCAAAAAUAGCUUGUUAGAUGU
Messenger RNA from Danio aesculapii, 1577 nucleotides. RefSeq names its product mucin-5AC-like. The record is from RefSeq and is a predicted model, not a curated record. The transcript is spliced from 16 exons. Bases 30 to 1427 code for a protein of 465 amino acids. NCBI's taxonomy places the organism in Eukaryota, Metazoa, Chordata, Actinopteri, Cypriniformes, Danionidae.